AUGUCCGCACCAGACAAACCUGACUAUGCUAAUCUCGAGGUUCUGCAUAGAAAUCGAUUGCCAACACGCGCAUAUUGGAUUCCAGAGACCUCGACUUUGCUGAAUGGGGAGUGGGAUUUCCAUUAUGCUCUGAGCCCGUUGGAGGCCCCCGAAGUUGGCAAGAGCUCAUCUCAGUUGCACUUGGACGAGACAUGGACACACAUCAACGUCCCAGGGCAUUGGCAGCUUCAGGGCCAUGGGAGACCGCAUUAUACUAACGUGAUCUACCCCUUUCCGGUCUGCCCGCCCGAGAUCCCAACGGAGAACCCGACUGGAACCUAUCGUCGUGCUUUUACGGUUCCGCCAGCAUGGGAUAGCUCGUCACAACUGCGACUGCGUUUCGAAGGAGUCGAUAGUUCCUACCAUGUUUGGGUGAAUGGUGAAUUUGCUGGUUACUCUCAGGGCAGCCGCAAUGCCGCAGAGUUUGACGUGGGUUCGCUGGUCGACCGAAGCUCCAGCAAUGAACUUGUAGUUCAAGUAUAUCAGUGGUGCGAGGGCUCUUACAUCGAGGACCAAGACCAGUGGUGGCUUUCAGGCAUAUUUCGGGAUGUUUACUUGAUCGCUUUCCCAGCUGACGCCAGGAUUGAGGACUUCUUUAUCAAAACAGAUUUGGAUAACAACUACUGCGAUGCCACUUUGCUAGUUGAAGCAACCCUCUCAAGCCCAGCAGACAGUCGCUUAACGUUGACGCUGCGAGAUGGUUCGGAAAAAAUCGCGUCGGUAGCAGACACACUGGACUCAGGUUCUCCAACCUGCAAACUGGAAAUCCCAGUCAAGAAUCCGAAGAAGUGGACAGCGGAAACCCCGUUUCUGUAUGAGCUCACAUUGGUCUUAUCAAAAGACUCCAAAGUAGUCCAGACUAUUGUCCAAAGAGUCGGGUUUCGCAAGGUCGAAAUAAAAAAUGGACUUAUCACGGUCAACGGAAAACCUCUCCUUCUCCGGGGGGCAAACCGACAUGACCAUCACCCCCGGUUCGGAAGAUCGGUGCCUUUGGACUUCAUGAGAGAUGACCUACUCCUCAUGAAACAGCACAAUAUCAACGCCCUUCGGACGAGUCAUUAUCCGGCCCAUCCUCGACUCUACGAUAUCGCCGAUGAGCUGGGUCUCUGGGUUAUGGACGAAGCUGAUCUGGAAUGCCACGGUUUCUAUGAUGCUGUAGCCCGGCCGCUUGACAUUCCUGAGGAGAUGGACUACGAGGAACGGAAAGCGCUCACAUUUCCACAAGCCGCCAAGUUCACAUCAGAUAAUCCAGCAUGGAAAGAGGCAUAUGUAGACCGAAUGCGACAGCUUAUCCAACGCGACAAAAACCAUGCCAGCGUCGUAAUGUGGUCGUUAGGAAACGAGGCUUUCUACGGAUGUAAUCAUGCAGCCAUGUACGAUUAUGCCAAGAGUGUCGAUCCUGAACGUCCAGUACACUACGAGGGGGAUGUGAAGGCUGUCAGUACGGACAUGUACUCCUACAUGUAUCCCAGCAUGGAAAGACUCAGCAAAUGGGUUGAGACGGAAGGCGUGAAAGAUGAUGGAACUUUCAGCAAGCCUGUUGUUCUUUGCGAGUAUGCUCAUGCAAUGGGUAAUGGCCCUGGGUGGCUCGAGGACUACCAGAACAUGUUCAGGAAGUAUCCAAGACUCCAAGGUGGCUUCAUUUGGGAAUGGGCGAAUCACGGUCUAUGGCAUCCUCAAGGAGGCUUCUAUGGAUACGGUGGUGACUUUGGUGACGAGCCCAACGACGCGACCUUCGUCAUGGAUGGCCUGUGCAACAGUGAACAUAAGCCAACACCUGGCCUUCUUGAGCUGAAGAAAGUGUUCCAGCCGGUCAAAUUCGAACUCGAAGACGGGAAGCUUUUUGUCACGAAUGAGUAUGACUUCGUGGACCUGAAUCAUUUGAGUGCAACAUACAGAAUUGAAACUUUUGGAAACAGAAACAGUUCUGCCCUACUUGCCUCCGGGGACCUUGAGAUUCCACAAGUAAAACCUUGGUCGCGGGCUCAGCUUCAGCUGCCACCCGAACUUGGGAAAUACAAGGAUACUCCUGGAGAGAUUUAUCUGACCGUACGAUUCGCCUUGCGUUCGGGUGUCAACUGGGCAAGUGAUUUCCAUGAAAUUGCUUGGUGGCAGAGUAAAAUCUUUGAUGGCCCAAAGGCCCCGUCUGUUGCGGUCGGGCCAAUGACAGGAGCCAUCACGGCAGAGGAUACACGAGCCACGCUCAAUCUCUCUGGUGCAGACUGGACCUUGACGUUGGACAAAGUCCGCGGAUACGUGGUGGGUUGGACGCACGCUGGUCAAGCUCUCGUUGAAAUUGAUUCAAACACACGUGCUGCCAUUAUCCCCGCCUUCUGGCGCGCACCCACCGACAAUGAUCGCCCAGGUGACAUAGACAUCCCUGGAUCCUUGCCGUACUGGAAGCAUUACGGUGUUGAUGCCCUGACGUCCCAACUUCGCCAAUUUACUUGGAAAAAGCACGAGGCCACAGGAUCUGUUGAGGUGAAUGUGCAUAGUUACUUGUCUCCACCAAUCCUUGGAUGGGGAUACCGUGUUGCAAUAACAUAUACAAUCUCCCUGGCAGGCUCACUAUCAAUUCAGGUCAAGGUUCACCCGGAAGGACCCAUUCCAGAAAACAUUCCGCGGCUCGGGCUCAAUAUAAGACUUCCGAAGCGUUUGAGUCAUACGAAGUGGUUUGGACUGGGACCAGGGGAAUCCUACCCAGAUAAAAAGUCUGCACAGAGAAUCGGAAUCUGGACGAAAACAGUUGAAGAACUAGAAUACCCCUAUGAUGUCCCUCAAGAAAACGGAAAUCGGAUGGACACUAGAUGGCUCAUGGUCGGGGAUGCCUACUGCGCUGGCGUAGAAGCGACUAUGCUCAGCGGAUCAGGCACCUUCAGUUGGAACGCAGGGAGAUACAGCGCCAAAGAAUUGGAAAACGCCAAACACCCUUGUGACCUCGUCGCCGAAGACGCUACACUUCUCUGUCUCAGCUCAAAGGUUGCUGGUGUUGGAACAGCUGCUUGUGGGCCUGGCGUCCGUGACGACCUUCAAGUAAAAGUGGAGGACGACGAGUUUGAAUUCUUCUUGCAGCCUACGGCAUCCCGAUAG
Molecule: messenger RNA, 3129 nt
Organism: Neoarthrinium moseri
Lineage: Eukaryota; Fungi; Ascomycota; Sordariomycetes; Amphisphaeriales; Apiosporaceae
Exons: 3
Coding region: 1-3129 (1042 amino acids)
Biological process (GO): lactose catabolic process
Cellular component (GO): beta-galactosidase complex
Molecular function (GO): beta-galactosidase activity; carbohydrate binding
Source: RefSeq, a predicted model, not a curated record